This is a messenger RNA of Racocetra fulgida, 690 nucleotides long. The record is from the annotation of a GenBank genome assembly. NCBI's taxonomy places the organism in Eukaryota, Fungi, Glomeromycota, Glomeromycetes, Diversisporales, Gigasporaceae.
AUGACUAAACGCUGUGAAUGUUUAUAUUUGUUGAAAGCUACUCUGGAUAAUUCUAAAUGGCAUAUUACAGAGAUUGUGAAUAAACAUAACCAUAAUAUGGCCAAAGAUAUUCAGGUUUUCUAUGAGCAUUGUCAAUUGACACGGGAUGCAAGACAAAUUGUUGUAAAAAUGUUAAAAGCUGUAGCUAAACCUAAUAUAGUUUAUGAUGCAGUUAGAAAUGAUGAUGAAACACCAACUGCUACAAAAAAGGAUAUAUCAAACUUAAGCGCAAGAAUUCAUUCCUUUGAAGAAGCAGCAUCAAUGGGUGCAUUAAUAAUAGAGGAGAGUUCUUUACAAAAUAAAAGUGAAAGUAUUGGCAAUGAUCCUUUAUUAAUGUAUAAUGAUAAAGAACAGUUGACUCUACUUUUAGAGAAACAAAAAUCUAUUCUUUUGGAGAGACUUAAUGAAAUUUUUGCGGUUUCUGUAAUUAAUUUCUCUGAAAUUAAAGUUCCUGAAAAAAUUCAAAAAUUUCAAUUAAGCUUUCGAAUCCCUGUCAAUGAUAUAGACCAGAUUUUUAACCCGAAAAGUGAUGAUAAUUGUGGAUUUCAGUCACUUGUGGUUGCUAUUAAAAGAAAUGAAGAGAAUUGGAUUCUUGUUAAAUUGGCUAUGAAUGGUCAAUUAACCAAAUGUAUAAAGAUUUAUAAAAACUAG